AUGGAGACGCUACUUGCAGUCAACCGUAUCGAUUCCGGCAUUUCCGUCGGGCCCAGCCAGCUUGGCGGGCUUGGACUAUUUGUAGACAAGGACACAGACGGCGAAAUCCUCAGAGUUGGCCGUCAGCACGUCUACAACAUCUACACCUGUCUAGAGCUCAGUCAGAAGCUGGAGGACCAAUCUCAAACCCCGGUGAUCAAGACGCUUCUGGGCUUCUAUUGCAACGGCCCGCCUAACGAGACCAGAAUACUGACUUGCUACAUGGUUGGCUUCGAGGUUCUUCGCCGGCUGGGCAAGCUGGGGGAAUUCAAGGAGCUCCAAGGGUACUUGGAUAUUUUGUUGAGCACUAAGAUCGAUAAUUUAUGGCAGGACGAGGAGCCUCUUUUGGAGAGUUUUUAUGAGUUGGAGCCGGGAAACUCGCUUGUGAACGCCACGUUACUGGAGAAACAAAGCGGCGAGGUCGAGGAAUUGUCAAAGUAUAUUUUUGAGACGUGGAGAGUGACUUUACAAGAGCGUGAGAUCCAGAAGCUCGUGGCUGCGAUCCGUUCACGGACGCUGGAAGUCCCCAGAAAAAUCAGUGACGAUGAGUUCUCGGUCGAUAUCACGCUGGUUCCGCUUCUGGACUUUGCCAACCACGACAACUCCAAACAGAAUGCCUAUUUUGACUUCGAUCCAGAAACAAACGAGGUCGUCCUACUUGCCAAACGACCGCUCUCUGGUGGCUCAGAGGUACUCAUCAGCUACACUCCAGUUGAAGAGAUGACACGGAUGUUCCUCACGUACGGAUUCUAUCCUCGCUCGGACGGCCUGAAGGUGGUGGACGUGCCGUUCUGGGGUUACUACCAUUUCGACCAGUCUGAGGAGCUGGCCCAAUACGUUUUCCAGCAGCGGCAGCCGACGAACCUGCAGUUUGUGCUGGAGUAUGCGGACGGUCAGCUGGUGGAUCUGUUCCUCAACAUGGCGUCGAAUUACAGUUUUGCAGGGCUCAUAGGCACGGACGACGUGUCGACAGUGAUGGAGAGUGCAUCCGAGGAGCAGAUCGACGGAGCGCUAAGUGCGUUCUUGCGAAUCGUGGAGUCGUCUUUCAAGGAGCGGAUCGAGCGCCUCGAGAAGUUUGCGAAAUUCUGCGACGACUACGAGGCAGAAAAUGGCACUAAAAAUAUCAGCCAGCUGGUGCAGUUCCAGCUGGAACUGUACAACAAAUACGUAGACAAGAUGCGGCACCUUGUGCCUCAAGCGGGCUCCGAUUCCUUAUAUGACCUGGUGAUGAUCGAUGGAGACGAGUGGGUAGAGUAUCGUCUACCGCCAGUGUACAAUUUUGUCACGAGGAAGCUGGCACGGCAUUAAAUGAAAAAUUAGGUCACGAUUUAUAUAUAUUUUUUUUUGACACAAUUGUGGCUUCCUUCUAAACACUAAUGUCAGAUAUAAGACCAGUUUAUUCAACGGGCCGCGGAGGCGCAGGCAACGUGGUGCACCAGUCGGCAGCUGAUGAGGUUGUUGUGCCGCACGAGACUCGCAGCUCUUUCAAACAGGACGAACACGGCAAAUUCCAUUACCCCACAGGCAGAGGAGGUGCCGGCAACGUGACGGAGCUGGAGGCUGUUCCCAGUCCUCGCGAGGACCCUGCUGCCAUCAAAGAGGAGCUGAGCCCUGUGUUUUCUACAGGACGGGGCGGCGCCGGAAACAAAGUGCACGUCAAGGGGCCAACAACCAUUGAACAGGAGAUGGAACAGCAGUUGUCGCCGGUUCACACCGUGGAGAGCGCAAAGAAGAAAGCAUCUUCGUCCGCUGUCAAGACCAGCGGUGGUAUUCUUGGCAAACUCAAGAAAAUUUUUAAAUGAACGUGAUGACUAGUUAUGGAAUGAACAGUGAUCUGUCGAGCUCGUGCGAUCAGCAGUAUGAACAAUGUUGAUCUAUAUGUGAUAAAUAAGCUGUCUGCCAGCGAAAAUUCUGGCCAGACAGAUAAUAAAUACGAUAUUCGUGAAGUGGUAGCCUUUCCUCCUAGUGCUCGUGCAGCCCAACCCAGUGUCUCCAGUCGUGCUUUGCCCGGUACAGUAUCCAGAACCACAUUGUUGCCCCGAGAGCAGUGGCAGUGUACCGGUAGAAUGGGCUAACAUGAGGCACGGGGGCUCCCGAAUGUUUG
Messenger RNA from Ogataea polymorpha, 2143 nucleotides. RefSeq lists its product as uncharacterized. The transcript has a single exon. NCBI's taxonomy places the organism in Eukaryota, Fungi, Ascomycota, Pichiomycetes, Pichiales, Pichiaceae. Gene Ontology annotation, cellular component: chloroplast thylakoid; plastid-encoded plastid RNA polymerase complex. Bases 1 to 1347 code for a protein of 448 amino acids. Gene Ontology annotation, biological process: plastid transcription; peptidyl-lysine monomethylation; chloroplast organization. The record is from RefSeq and is a predicted model, not a curated record. Gene Ontology annotation, molecular function: protein binding; protein-lysine N-methyltransferase activity.